Molecule: messenger RNA, 2037 nt
Organism: Ixodes scapularis (black-legged tick)
Lineage: Eukaryota; Metazoa; Arthropoda; Arachnida; Ixodida; Ixodidae
Product: endothelin-converting enzyme 1-like
Exons: 1
Coding region: 1-2037 (678 amino acids)
Biological process (GO): protein processing
Cellular component (GO): plasma membrane
Molecular function (GO): metalloendopeptidase activity
Source: RefSeq, a predicted model, not a curated record
AUGCCCUUGUCCCCGGUGGUGGUCACUCUCUUCGGCCUUGCCUACUUCGGUGCUAAGCUAGUGACAAACCUGGCGUCCGAGGCAUUAUUCCCGUGGUGCGACCACCCAGUCGACUGCUUCGACUUCACGAGCGAACUUCGCCAAAGCGUGGACCACAACGUGGAUGCCUGCGAAGGUCUGUACGAUCACACGUGCGCCUUUUGGGCUCUUAACCACCCGCUAACAGCGUCUCACUUUGAAUAUCUAAACUUAAGAAUCCUCGUGGAGCUUUUCAAACUGCUCAUCAAGACUCCUCAGCGCUCCUCUCCCUCCGUGUUCGACAAGACGGUGGUCGCCUUCUCCGAGUGUCGAGCGGUCGAGGAAAAGCACCAAGAGCACCUCCACGUGCUCCUGGAUGUCUUCAAGAAUUACUCGCUCGAGUGGCCGUCACUGAAGGUAACCAAGAACGUUGACAUUUUGGAAGCACUAGUGGGACUGUCGCUCGACUUCCAACUUGGCGUAAUAUUUCAAUUUGGUAUGACAAUUGACUUCAAGACAAACAAUCGCUACGGAUUCAUGCUAUCGGCGAGUGCAGGUGUAGAUCAUAACAGUUCAGCACUGACAAACCACAACCGUAUUCGAGACUGCCUCGAGUCCAUACCUCAGAGGUCUGGCAUCAGCCCCGACGUCUUAGCCGAGCGGAUAGUGUCAGUAAACACGGAAGUCAGGUCUCUGACGACUACUUUUAAACUAGAAGGCAAGUGGACUCCCCGUCGCACCACUAUCGAAGAUGUAGGAAACGCGACGAGUCCAGUUUUUACCCCCAGCGACUGGACGAACGCAGUCAACAAGCACUUACCCCAAGACAGACAGAUCAACUCAAGUGAGGACAUCCUAGUGUUCAAUGAAGGGCUGUUAGCUUAUAUCAAAGAGCUUUUUCGCGGUCGAGGCGACAAUUCUAUUGACCUUAUGAUCUAUGUAGGAUGGGUUAUUAUUCAGAUUCUUUCUCCUGGGCUGUCAUUUGGUCAGAUAGACUGCCUGGGAUUAUCGGAUGUUCAAAAAAGUCAAGGAUGUCUGCAAUUAGUGAACAGUAUACUUCCAUUUUCAAUUGGACGGCUCCUUUUUGAUGCAAUCAGCCCAAUUGGCGUGGAAAAAUUAACUAACAAGAUUCUGACUGAUGUCAAAGAAGCGACCAAGCAGUCCUUCGAACAGCUCACCUGGAUGGACAACAAAACAAUCGCAGGCGCCAAAAACCGCGUGGAUAGCAUCAUCUCUGUCGUAAGCCUCCCAGAACACCUCACGCAGCGCAAAGACAUUGAACAGGCUCUCGAGUACGUUCCUUCUUUCAAAGAGCCCUUCAUUCGAAGCUUCAUGGAAACACUAAAAAUAAUGUCGGAAAAGCAGAAAAGACUCCUGGUACAUGACCCCGCAGUGACCGUCCGUAGGGAUGACCUUCUCAUUGAAGUGACCUCAAUUAACGCGUAUUAUGCUCCCGUCUGGAACAUGAUUAUCGUUCCUGGCUCCAUCUUGCUGGCACCCUUUGUCCAUCCUUCCCUUCCGACCGCCGUAAACUACGGUGCCAUUGGAAAGGUGCUAGGUCACGAGCUUACGCACUCGUUCGACUUGCUGUAUGGGGACAUCUCCACGUCGGGCGACAAAGUCGACUGGUACAGCAAGGCAUCUCGUGCCGAAUUCGAAAGAAAACUGCAGUGCGUGAUGAAACAAGUACAGAAUGCCUCGGACAUUAGGGGCAUCGGUCGCAGUUCUAUUGACGAAUCGUUUGCGGAUACCGCAGGGGUUGAGAAAGCGUACUCUGCUUUCAGCAAGAUCGCCAAGGGUCACGGACUUCUUGGAUAUAAUCCGGAUAAGUUGUUUUUUGCGAGCGGUUGUUUUGCCUUCUGCGCGACUAAUCGCGAAGCAGUUGAUCAAAAAAAGAAGUAUCCUCCAGUGUUCCUGCGCUGCGACGUGCCCGCCUCUAACGAAAAACACUUCGCUGAGACGUUCAAGUGUCCCAUGGGAGCCCGGCUCAACCCGACCAAGCGCUGCGAUUUCCACUGA